AUGAAAAAGCACAAUCAUUCCUCUAGCAUCUGCAAUACCAUUGCCUUGGAUACUAUUCAUAUGAAAGAUCUUAAAAAAUUACUCACAAAAUACAGAGAAAGCUCUCCUGAGAAAAAGUUUGAAAAUCCAUUUGCCUGUGCAUAUAAUUCCACCCCUGCCGAAACAAAUACCAAUAUAAACCAUUCUAGUAAGAAAUCACAAAAUAAGCCUAAAUUUACUGAUUGUGCUAAUAUGGGUGACAUUAAAGGAAAUAUCGCUACAGUUAACGAAUUUAAUUCAAAGCAAAACAAUGAGUAUAUAACAAAACUGUUGAGAACCGUUAGAGAUAAACUUGUUAGCCUUGAAGAAUGAAGUGCAGCCUUGGAUAGAAGACAAAAAGAAAUAGAAAAUAGAGAAGAAAGCCUUAAGCUUUCAUCUGAAAUGGCCUCAAAUCAGCAUAGGAAAAAUCUUUCAGGAAAAAUAAACAUUGAUGAAAUUAUUGACAAAAGCUUAGCUGAAUUAAAGAAUACUGAUAAUCGGCAAAAUAAUCAAAAUAGCACCCAUAGAGAAAAUGCUGAUAAUGAAAUAAAGCGGUUUUCUGAAUGUUUGGAGAGAAAAACUCGAGAGCUAAUGAGCAAAGAAAAGUAUCUGGCUCAAUGAGAUGCUGAAUUAGCAAAAAAAAUUAAAUUUGUUGAAUUGAAAGAUAAAGAAAAUGUGGCGAAAGCUAAUAAGCUUGAUAGCCUUUAUAUUGAGCUUGAAUGUAGGCUGAAAAUAAAUGAUAUUAUUUCUCAAAUUGAGAACGAUGACAUAAAACAAAAAUAUGAAAUCUUAAAAAGAAAAGAAGCAAAUCUUUCAAAUCAGAUAAACCAAUGAGAAGAAAAAAAUAACGAGCUAAUAGCAAGAGAAUUCGUUCUAAAAAGUAAAGAAGCACAGUAUAAUGAUUUGAUUUCUCAAACAAAUAUGUAUGAAAUAGAUGAAAUGCAAGUAAAGCUUAUGGAAAAAGAUAAUGAGCUGAUAGAAAAAGAAGCCAGUAUUAGAAAUCAAUUAAGCUUGAUAGCCAGAAAAGAAAGCGAGCUAAAUGAAGCAAAAAUAUUAUUUGAAAAUGAAAAAAAUGACUUCUUAGAGCAAAGCAUGAGGGAAAAGCAAGAAAUAGAAUCUUCACAAGAAAUUCUACAAAAGGUUUUAAAAGAAAUAGAAAAAAGAGACGAAAUAAUCUGCGAAAAAGAAUUAGAGAUAUCUGAAAAAUAUAAAGAAAUCCACGCAGAAGAAGUGGCAUUGGAAGAGAGAAAGCAGAAAUAUAUCAAAAGUUGGGAUGAUAUGAUUAAUAAAUUUGAAUAUCUCCAAGAUUCAUUUGUAGAAAGGGGAGACUCAGAUAAGCAAAAUGAAAGCAUAUUGCAAUAUAUUGACAAGUCAAAAUAUCAAUCUGAUUCAUCUAAUUCUAUAGAUUUAGCCAACGAAAAAGAGUCAUCAGAAUUUAUUUCAAUUUACAAUGAAAUCAGUUUCGAUACUGACAUUCACAAUUUUAUUAUAAACUCAUAA
Blepharisma stoltei is the source of this 1518-nucleotide messenger RNA. The record is from the annotation of a GenBank genome assembly. Lineage: Eukaryota; Ciliophora; Heterotrichea; Heterotrichida; Blepharismidae.